Molecule: messenger RNA, 2308 nt
Organism: Zingiber officinale
Lineage: Eukaryota; Viridiplantae; Streptophyta; Magnoliopsida; Zingiberales; Zingiberaceae
Exons: 3
Coding region: 365-2014 (549 amino acids)
Molecular function (GO): calmodulin binding
Source: RefSeq, a predicted model, not a curated record
AGUCGGGGCUUCAAACUGUCACCGCUCCGCCCCGAUUAUUUUUCGACGGUCGAAUCGGACGGUUUCAUUCAUGGCGCAGCCCUCCGUUCACGCCAUUAUCAGUUUCCGCUCUGCUCCUCCUCCUCCUCCUCCAUCUCCAUCCAUGAACAGGCCCGCGGCUUUAAAAGGAUAUUGCCCUCAACUUGUCUGCAAGGAUCUUCCUUGACUCGUGGUGGCAGCCUCCUGACGACCACAUCCUCUUCUUCUCCGGUUGCUCAGAUUCGCUAAAAGGUUGAAUGAGGUGAUUUGGGAUCAAAUUCUCAACUCCAAUUCAUAUUUGAAUAACUCAUCAGGCAGGGAGAAGCAUUGGAACUCAGCAGAUAGAAUGUCUGUAGAACCAAGGGAAGGAACAAGAAGACAAUUGACUGGUUCAACAAUUGCUGGAGGUCCACUAUUUUCUUCUGAUUGUCGCAGAAAGUCUCUUCCUACUCACCGAAGAAAUCCUAAGACUUCUUGUCAUGGUUAUUGCAAGUGUGGAAUCAAGUAUGCCACUGAAGAUGGCAGUAAAGGUAUCGCUACCGAAAGUUUGGGUGAAGAAGUGCAACAUAAAGGUCUACGCCAAGUGAACAAUUUGGAUUUAGAAGAGACUAGAAAUGCUCAUACGAAGACAUCACGGAAUCUAGAUAAACCAAAUGCCAUCAAGGAGUCUAGAUGGAUGAAAGAAUCUAUCAACUUUGAAAGAACUGCAGUUGUGAAGCAGACAAUUGCUCGUAUAGCUUCCAGAAGUGAAGAUAAGAGUGAGCCUAAGACAAAAUAUCAAGCAAAAGAACCUGCUUUCCGCUUAAACAAAGCAUAUUCUCCUGGAAAACACAACAUACUUAAGACAACAUCUACAAAAGGCAGCAAUAAAGCUUGUGAAAACCACAGAUUUAAGCAAACAGCUUCAUUGCCAACCAAGAGGAUUGAUACUAUCACUUAUCUUGCAAAGGCAAACACAAUUCCAGUAAGGGUUGAAUCUCAGCCUACCAUUCACAGCUCAAAUAGUUCUAGAAAUGAAGCAUAUAAGAAAAGAAAUAUCAGAGGUAUGCCAGGAAUGGUAGAAGAAGCAAUGAAAUCUCAAAUGCCUUCUCAUUCAUACAACCAUGCUAACAAUGAUGAGCCAUGCUUGGAGGCAAUGAACAAUGACCAAGAAUUUCAAAUGGUGAAACCUGAUGAAGAAAACAAUGAGGAAAAAACAACUGCUAUUCAGCCCAAAGUAGAUAGCAACUCUGAUGGCUUUAAACAAAUAUCAAAUAAGGAGAAUUAUGGUUUUGUCUCUGUAACUCAGAUGCCAUGGAAGUUAGAGGGCAUUCUAGAUUCUUCACAGCCUGAAUCCCCACAAUCAGAAUCUGUUGACUUUUCAUUAGUCAAGCUAGAUUCCCCAACGGAAGAGGAGAAUUUUCCAAAUGGCAUAGAGCAGGAAUCUAGCAAUGACUGGUCAUCCCAUUCUUUGGCAUAUGAUGAAGAAACUGAGGAAUCCCAUUCUGCAAUUGCUGAAGUAACUGGACCAGAGGAUGAAACCGAGGAAACAGAAACUGGCAAUGACACCAAAAUCGAUGAAUCAGAUUCUGCAAUCAGCGAAUUCAGUGAAUUAGAGUACGAAACUGAGAGAAUCAAAAGUGGCAGUGAUAGUAAAACUUCAAUGUUCAGAGGGAGGAGGAUGAAACAAUCUGCUAGUGUUCAUCCUGAAGAAAAUCUCUCCGUGCCUUACAUGCUGAAGUUCAGAAGAAGAAUUCCACAUAAGGUUGAGAGUGGCAAUUGUGCUCGCGUUGGACGGAAAGACUUUCUACAAAUGCCUAGGGUGGACGUUCCAUCUGAUCUCGAUGCUGAGGCGGCAUCAUUUGGACUGAGGAGGCAUCAAGAUGUUCUCGAAAAGGACCUGCGUGGUCUAUUCAAUAAUGUGAUCGAAGAAACUGCAAGCAAACUUGCUCAGAACAAAGUGCAGGCAUUGGUGAGGGCAUUUGAAACCGUGAUCUCUCUCCAUUCUCCAAAAUAAGAAACUAGCAUCUGCAACUUAAUUCAAUGUAACAAUCAAUAGAAUUAGCUAUUAACUAUAAUUAAUUUUUAAUUUUAGAGCUUACCUCAGUAUGACAACUGGGAGUUGUAGAAAAAAAGAAGCUCUAAUAGAGAGGCGCUUCGUUAUAUGAAAUAAGUUUAGCGAAGGAUGUUGCUUGGUCUUACCAGUCCAAUCCAAAUGAACAGUGCUUUUCAUCGAGCUUAUAGCAUGCAGAGACUGUUCUAUACAUUGAUGAAAUUUUUGCUGUGACAAUCAUCACCCGCAUCACAAUCG